AUGACGACAACUCUUACCUCCAGGCGGCGCAACAUCAUUGUUGCGUUCGCUUUGGUGUUUUUGACGACGGUCCUGUUCCUAUCCAGCCCUCUCCUCAACCUUAAAUACAAAACCACAUCCCACACUCCCCAUCCAACUGAAGAUCCCCAGCAGAGUCCGGAGCCAACCCCAGAGAAACCAGCAAAGCCCCCUCAACCCGAAGCGCCGGUUUCCAGGCUUCACUACUUGAUCCCCGCCAGCGGGCCCAACCUGAACUUUUGCCUCAACUUGGCCUCUUCAGCAGCCGCCCGAUAUCCUGUCCCCUCGGUCCUCGGCUUCCAUGGAGAGGGUAUCCUCGACGCUGCCGCUACCCAUCUGGCGAAGCUUCGAGUUAUUCAACGCUACUUGGACAGCUUGCCGAAGGAGGAGGACAAUGAUCUGGUCCUUAUUGUUGACGGUUACGACAUUAUCCAGCAAUUGCCGCCCGUUAUCAUGAUUGAGAGGUACUUCGACGAGAUCCACCAGGCAAACGGUCGCAUUGCCCGCCGCUUCGGCAUUACCGUGGCCGAGGCUCGCGAGAAGGGUUUGUACAACACCAUCCUCUGGGGACCUGACAAAGCUUGCUUCCCAUAUGACGAGAAUGCCCCUCGCUGCUGGGCGGUGCCCCCGUCCCACCUACCGCCUGAUAUCUUCGGCCCCAACACUGGCGGCGGAGAAAUGGAGCUGAACGACCCGAUAUGGCUGAACUCGGGAACCGUAAUUGGUCCCGUCAACGAUAUGCGGCUCGCUAUCAGUGCCACGCUGCGCGAGAUUGAUGCGACAUAUGACGAGAACUUUGACUUGAAGGAGUCCGAUCAAUACUACGUCGCCAAUGUCUGGGCACGCCAGGAGUACUAUCGCUCUAAGCAAGCGGUCCACGGCGAGGAAGUCAAGGGCGGACCACCUACUCGAUGGAUCCCUACAGCGCGGGAAGGGGAUCCUCAGGUGGAAUAUCACAUGGGCCUCGACUACGAGUCCUCGCUAUUCCAAGCCAAGGCCUUUAACGAGCCAUACUACGGCUACCUCCAGUUCAACAGCUCCGGCCUCAAUGCCAAUAUGAACGUCGAUAUAAACAACCAGGGCGCAAAGUUCGUCCCUUACCUUAUCGAGAUGCCUGCCAAUGUCCUAUCAGCGCUCGGUGACCUUUUCGAGUCUAUCAGCAAGGCACAUACUGGAACUACUCUCAACGACUGGAUCCGCUCCGUCGGUUUGGGCGUGAAUUACGUGACUGGCCACAUCUACCCGCUCUGGCACUGUACUGGCGAAAAGAACGACAUCGAGCUCACGUAUACCAAGAUGUGGUUUUUCCCAUACGCCAGGUCCCUCAUCAGCGCUACUGUGAAGGCUUUCCAGGGCGAUGAUCUCAUCUCCACGCAUCUGAUCGACGGACGCAAGUGGGCGCCCAAGAACCGAUAUCCUGAUACGAACACCCUCAACGACACCCUCGGUGGCGCCUGGACAGAUCUGCAAGGGUCCGAGUUUGUCCAGUGGGAGCAGCUGUGCGGUGAACACAGCGAGGCGUUGUUCCGGGGCGAGGACACGCCCCUUUGA
Molecule: messenger RNA, 1569 nt
Organism: Clonostachys rhizophaga
Lineage: Eukaryota; Fungi; Ascomycota; Sordariomycetes; Hypocreales; Bionectriaceae
Source: the annotation of a GenBank genome assembly